Molecule: messenger RNA, 1874 nt
Organism: Columba livia (rock pigeon)
Lineage: Eukaryota; Metazoa; Chordata; Aves; Columbiformes; Columbidae
Gene: SYCE3
Product: synaptonemal complex central element protein 3
Exons: 5
Coding region: 291-830 (179 amino acids)
Biological process (GO): reciprocal meiotic recombination; spermatogenesis; synaptonemal complex assembly
Cellular component (GO): central element
Source: RefSeq, a predicted model, not a curated record
CUUGUGGGACUCUUGUCACCGGAUCGUUCACCAACGAACAUUCUAAAUUGCAAUAAGCAAAGUAAAUGCCGGCAGCCCCUUAAACUUUGUGCACGAAGACCCGAGUGAAGACUCAGGACGCGUUCAUCCCAUCCCAUCGGUGGUUUUCAGAAAAGGAAGUUAAAGGCAGGGCUGCGUGUCACAUGUUUGGCUAAUAUCAAGGUUCUGAAAUCGCAUACAUAGGGCCUCUAAAACUGUAUUUUUGACCCAAGCAUUUUCCUGAAAUUUUCCUGCCCACAAUCUGAGUGGAGAUGGCUGAAUCAGAAGCUCAGGCAGGAAACUAUGAUAACAUGGUAAAGAUGGUGGAGGACCUGAGCAAGGACUUAGAAAAACUUCUGGAGGAAAUAGAAAAACUAACAGUGCAGGCAACCUGGAUGGCAUAUGACAUGGUCGUCAUGCGUACCAACCCACACCUGAGCAACUCCAUGAGGCGUUUGGAAGAUGCCUUCCUGAGUUGCAAAGAAGAGAUGGAGAAGAAAUGGCAAGAGGUGCUAAGUGAAUAUAAAGUCUUUUUGUUUUCCAGCCACAGAAGUUUCACAGAUACUGUGGAAGAUGGAUUUGCUUUCAUCAUACUAAGAACUACUUAUUUAUACAUCUGUGGAAGUAUUUUAAUGAGAUUACACAUAACCUAUAUAUUUAUGUUGAAGGUAAAAGGUCACAAUGUGUCUAUUUUUAUUAUGCUCAUGAGCAAUCUUUAUAGUGUGUGUGCAUACACAAAUUACAUGCUUUCUGUGUCUUUCUUCUUGGAAGAUUAUACUCACUUCAUCACCAAUAUAUGUCCAGUUCUUUAACACCUGAACAAAUUGGGGGCAGAGGAGUGGGUGGGGGUACAGUGGACCAUCACAGUGGUAUUGCACCAGCACAUGCCUUUCAAGGAAAACAAAAAAAAGAUUUUUUUUUUCCAAAUAAAAAACAGGUGAAAUUCUAGAUUUGCAGAUAGGUUGGGUUAAUUUGAUGUGAGAUUGCCAAUAGAUGUUCAGUUACAGAAUUUUAUUAUUCAGAUAGGUUAUGUAUAGUUGUUUCAUUUUCUUUGGAUUUUUUAACCAUUUAUUUGGACCAGUUUUCCCAGAAAAAAUAUUAUUUUCAAGCCCUCUGAAGAUAGCAUGUCUCAAGAAAAAAAAAGUUUACAAUUACAGACUGCACUGUAUGUGGUGCAGUCUGUGGGAUUACUGCAAAAACCAAAUUAACCAUGUUAUGAAACAUACUUUUCUCCAUAUGUUGCUAUUGUGCAAUAUUAAAAAAGGAAUAAUUACUUUCCUUUUGUAAUCAAGUGUGGAAAAGAACACCACCUUGUGGCUUGCAGGUAAUGCAUAAAUUACUGUUUUAUCUGAGAUGGAAGUCAGUGCAAAUUUUAAGGAGAAAGAACUUCCUUUUCUUUAAAAUCAGUCUUUUUAAACUAUUUUGUGUGACUUUUUGGCCAAAAAGUGCCAAGUAUAGAUGGACUGUAAAUUUUCCAGAAAUCUCAUUUUUCAUUUAGACACUUAAACCAAGUGGCCAGAGUUAAAAAAAUAAUAAUAAUCCAGGAAUCCCAUCAAGAAUAGAGAAUAACACUCAAAACAAACACUUCUAAAAAAUAUGUCUUUUAAUGAAAUGUGACAUUCAGUUAAAUUGUAUGUUUUAUGUGGAGCUGAAUCCUAUUUCCUGUAAUUGAAAGAUUACACUAUGAGAGUCUGUCAGAAUAAUGUCUUUCUCCAGAGUGAAGGGCCACGAUCGGAGAGUGUAGCUGUAAGGAAAGGAGGCAUCCAGUAACUUUUUUUUUUUUUUUCCCCAUCCUCAAAUCUCAUCACUUUACCUCUCCAAAUUUUGGAUUUUUUUUUUUUUUUUUUUUUUUUUUU